CUACGAAACCACAUCCGCAAGCUGCUGUUCGACUAUGCGCUCACUCACCUGACGACUGACUAUGUUGCUUGGACUCAUGAUGCAGUCUCGGAGCUCCUUUCUGAUACUCUGCAACCCGUCUCCACUACUAUUUCAAACGAUCCAUUCUUGCCUGUCGAGCCUCUCGAUGUACUAUUAAGAAGAUGGGGCACACAAGCGUCGGUGCAGUUCGAGGAAAAUUGG
Molecule: messenger RNA, 222 nt
Organism: Laetiporus sulphureus 93-53
Lineage: Eukaryota; Fungi; Basidiomycota; Agaricomycetes; Polyporales; Laetiporaceae
Exons: 2
Source: RefSeq, a predicted model, not a curated record